UGUCAUCGGGGGUACUCGUAACGAUGCGGCUUUUCAACGAUCUACCUUGCACCGUGAGACAUCCAGCCAAGUCAACCUUCACGUGUCCCCUGAUCUCUUCGCCGCAGAAGUAAAUAUGAUGGGGUUCCUCCAAGACCACGUCGAACUGGCGGAUCUCCUCAGGCACCUGUCGGCUCCGGAAGAGCUGGAAAGCACAAACAUCUCAGCUGCUGACACGGCCCAGCUAAAGACAUCCGGCACCUCUCGCUACGAGACCGCCACGAACAUCCAGACCAGUGGCCCACGGGGAAACAUUUAUCAAGUGUCGAUCAUCUUUGUAACACGAAAACACCCCUUGAAAAUAUGCAGCCUGAAACGCAGCCGACAACUUACACCAACUUAUAGAAGCCUCCGCAAGGUUGCAGUGCGAGUGCGACCAAUUUCCGACUUCAUGGGCUUUGAAAUUGAUGGUAACAUCACAAGGUAUAUUGGUGUUGGAGUUGGGUUGGCUAGCCUGAUCACAGAGAACCUUUUGAGUCAUCCGUUUGUUGUUCUGAGGCGUCAGUGUCAGGUACACAACAACUCAUCUCGCUACCAUCUGGUGCCUAUCACUUUGCUGCCUGUUAUUGUCCAUCUACACGGACGUCAAGGUAUCACCACGCUAUGGAAGGGGCUUGGCAGCAUACUCAUGAUCCGAGGCAUGACCCUUGCGAUUGAAGACCUCAUCAGCAAACUCACCCCCUGGCCCAAGGAAAUUACGUGGCACAGUUCACUGAAGUCAUUUGGCAAACAUAUACUACUCAAGUGUGCCACUUUGGCCAUAAUAACGCCGUUCUACUCGGCCAGUCUUGUGGAAACAGUUCAGAGUGAUAUCGCAAGUGAGAAACCAGGUUUCUUUGAUGUCUUCAGGGAAGGCAUAUGCCGUCUUGUUAGCUGGAGUUCUCCGCAGAAGGGCCGCAUGCUUCCUGUACUGGUGCUGGUGGUGCCCACUGUGAUGUAUGGGCUGCUUAGGUACGUCUUGACCGUUUUGGUUCGAGGUGCGGCGAGUCGGAUCAUGCGCUUUAGCUACAGGCGUGGGCAGGAGGUGCAGGGUGCAUUGUCUCGUGAUGAGCCAAGUCAUGCCGUGUCUCAAGACAUUGAGCUGACGUCGUCUCUCAUUGGUCUCAUUACUGCUGAUGUGGUGUUAUUUCCUAUGGAAACUGUCUUGCACAGGCUUCACUUGCAAGGAACAAGAACCAUAAUUGAUAACUUAGACUCUGGCUAUGAAGUGAUUCCAAUUCUGACUAGCUACGAGGGCGCGAGGGAUUGUUAUGUGACGACAUUACAGCAAGAAGGAGUCGCAGGCUUGUACAAGGGAUUUGGAGCCCUGAUCCUACAAUUUGCAGCGCACGUUGCUGUCGUCAAACUAACGAAAAUUGUUCUUACUGAGAUCUCCAGUAUGCUGCGUUCUGCACCCAGGCCUUCUCUUCCUCCAUCUUCCUCUCAUCCAAAUCUCACCCAUGUUCCUUCGUCACAUCAGAGCUCUUCGAAUCCUUCCCCUGGGUAUGGUUAUACACAGCAGAUUUACCUGCCAUAUGAGUAACGUGUAUGUUUGUUAUACAUUCGAAGGCAGAAUGUUGUACAAAUUUAUCAGAAUUACAAAAAAUGAGGUUUGAUGGGAAUAACUACAUUUUAAUACAGCAUGUUUAUGUUAUGCUGGUAGAAUGGUAGGUAGUGCCUGAGUCAGAUCAUGAGUAUGUUAUGUUGUUAUGAUUUCAGUGAUAUUGGUCUCAUUAUUUACAGUAUGUGAACCAGAUGAAUCACUGGCACAGCUUUCUUGCUUCAUUGGCAGAGAACGGGUUAAUAAUAAAAUCAACUGUUCCUUGGUUAUGAUUUCAUUAAUGUAUUCACCCAAAAGAGGUAAACAAUGUAAGUAUAUGUUUGAAGACACAAAUUUGGUAAUUAUAAAAAUGUUAUGUCUCAUUUUCCCCACAAUUUCCUUGUGUUUUAAAAAAUUGUUUAUACCACAUUCUGAUUCCUCCUAUGUACCACUGAAAUUCAUGUUUCCUGUCGGAGAUUUCUGCUGCUGUCACUGUUAUCGAGGAUUCGGAUGAAGUUUGGUUGGAAAGUGGAACAGGCACAUGGCAUUUGUGUGAAUUAGAAAAUUAAUGUAACUUCUAAUAGGUUUUGAAUGAAAUGAUUUUGUUACAGUCUGGGCAUUCUGUGGUGUUAAACUGACCCCCAUGCAAAGCAUAUCCAGAUUAAUAUGUGCGAUAAAAUUUCUCUGAAAUGGACGUCACAAAGCGGUGUCAAACAAGAAUUUAUAAAAUAUAUAGUAUCUGAUAUCGUUUAGAGAGGUUGUUUGAAUCCAAAAUUUGUUAAUGGAAUUGAACAAAUUGCUGCAGUGAUUUGCAUGUGUAAAGAGUGUGGAUGAAACAAGAAUACUAAGAAAGUCAUUAGAAUUAAAAUGUAAAAGAAAGAGACCCAUGGGGUGAUACUGGAAUGGUGGUUAUGUUUUGAAAGUGAUAACCUUUCAUCCCUGUAAGUAGUGUGUCCUAGUUUUGACAGAUUGAGUGUUCGUACAUUUUCAUCAGUGUUUGCAAAUGUCCAUCCAGCCACAGUACUCUGAAUAAAUUCUGCGCCAUCCAGGCAUUGGAGGUCAUCGGAAAGAGGUAGCAGCCGGUAAGAUUUUUGAAGGGAAACGGUGUGAAGAGGGAAGAGCUCGGAAACUUGUUCUGUCAGUCAGCGUAAGAAGCAAGCUGUCAUUUGUGUAGUCGCACUUGUCAUCUGUUUGGACAUGAGAAUACAGAACAUGUCACAUGAA
This is a messenger RNA of Zootermopsis nevadensis, 2782 nucleotides long. NCBI's taxonomy places the organism in Eukaryota, Metazoa, Arthropoda, Insecta, Blattodea, Termopsidae. The record is from RefSeq and is a predicted model, not a curated record.